Messenger RNA from Aricia agestis (brown argus), 1991 nucleotides. It is a transcript of the gene Skp2, whose product is annotated as S-phase kinase-associated protein 2. The coding region runs from base 103 to 1656 and encodes 517 amino acids. Gene Ontology annotation, cellular component: SCF ubiquitin ligase complex. Gene Ontology annotation, biological process: SCF-dependent proteasomal ubiquitin-dependent protein catabolic process. The transcript has 13 exons. Gene Ontology annotation, molecular function: protein binding. Lineage: Eukaryota; Metazoa; Arthropoda; Insecta; Lepidoptera; Lycaenidae. The record is from RefSeq and is a predicted model, not a curated record.
CGUUUCUUUUGCGGUUCGCCUUCCGUCACUUUGGAAUUUGAUGUGGUGUUUAUGUAAUGAAGAGUUAUUGAUUAAUUUACAGUAAAAGUUUUAUAUAAUAAUAUGAAUCUCGACAAUAACUUGGAUGUAAUUCAAUCAUCGCCUUCAAAAGAUGAGGAGGAAAGUCCUCGGAAGCGUAUGCGCUUGGAGAACUCUGCGCGGAAGAGUUGGAGUUUGAUGGAUCGUAAAACGGACACAGAAGUGCUACAAGAGAUGGGCGUCAGUCUGUUGGAGCCAGAUGACAAUGAGAUGAAUGAAGUUAUCACCUUGCACAAGGCGAACUUAAAACGUAAGCGCGACAUAGAGAAUGUGAACCCCAACGUGAAUAUCAUCAGCUCGCCCCGCAGCAAGCACAGUCCAAAGUCACCCAGGGCCAAGGUGCAUCCAUCGCCGGGGCCCUCCCGCGGCAAGAGCCCCCGGAGCUUAGACAAAUCCAGCUCCGAGAAAGGCAAACCGCUCCAGUCCACGGAUCAUCUGGACACGUCUCUGACGCAGGAGUACCUCGCCGAGGAAACCCCACUGGCUCAGUCCGUCAGCGCAGACUACCACCCCAGGGGACAAGGGUUCGAAUCCGCCACAACCACUACUGGAAAGAAACAAGGUGGUUAUUCAGCUGGCACCCCACAAGACACAGUGAGCAGUAGGAGCGGCGACGACGACUCGUUCCACAGGCUGCCCGACGAGGUGAUACUGGCCGUGUUCCGCUGGCUGCCCAAACUGACGCUCUCGCACUGUAUGCUGGUGUGUAAGAGAUGGUACAGACUAGCUUGUGACGAGACGUUAUGGCAGCGAUUGGAUUUAGGCAACAAAACAAUAUCCAAAGACUCCAUCGGCAGGAUACUAGCGCGGAAACCUGUCAUUGUGCGACUAGCUAGCUCAGAGAUCGGUCCCUGGCGUCCGCUCACUGUCACACCGUCCCGGGUGCAGUACCUGGACCUCAGCAUGUGCGGCGUGGACGGGGGCACGCUGGAGCGGCUGCUGCAGGCGUGCCCCGCGCUCCGCAAGCUGUCCCUCGAGAACCUGCGACUGACUGAGACCUGCCAGACCCUGAUUGGAAAGUGCAGCAACAUGGAGACACUUAACUUGACCAUGACACAGGGCAUCACUGCGGACGGACUGACUGAAAUACUGCAGGGAUGCACAAGUCUCCAAUCCCUGAACAUAUCGUGGGCGAACCUGUGUGAGGAGGCCCUGUUGGCAUUAGUGAGCCUCCUGCCGCCGAAGAUACAGCGACUGAACAUCAGUGGUACAAGGAUACUGACUGAUGAGUGUGUAUCAGCGCUGGCGCUCCGCUGCGGUCGUCUGGUGGAGCUGGACGUGUCGGACUGCGCGCGGCUCGGCGCGCCGGCGCUCGCGGCGCUCCGCCCCCUGUCCCGUCUGGAGCACCUCGCCCUGUCACGGUGCUACCUGCUGCCGCCGCAUGCGCUCACUAAGCUGAGUGCGAUGCCGUCGCUGCAGUACCUGGAGGUGUGGGGGAUGCUGCAGGCGAGCUCGCUGCAGGCGCUCCGGGCCGCCCUGCCCGCUAUACAGAUCAACCAGUUCAUGUUCAGCGCAAUCGCGAGACCAACGGUGGGCCCGCGGCGGACGUCGGUUUGGGGGCUACGUACAAGAGACUGAACUGAUACUUCGUCCCACUGUGUGGGGUGGAGUUAAGACUAACUAAUAAAAUACAAUCAAAUUAUACAAUUGACAGGCCGCGUACGACUUUAAGAUCGUUCGGUGAAAAUGGAGGGGCAAGAGGCAUAUGUGUACCAAUACCGAUCCGACUGGUCAAUGAUCGACUAUAAUAGCGAGAGAAAAUAAUAGUUUCUACGUUCGCUUACUCCUCGCUCCACCAAAGAUACUAGCCGCUUUACUAAACCUGCGGCCCGCCGCGACUUUUGUCAGUGGCCCGCUUGAAGUUAAACUUAUUUUAAAAUGUACGCCCACCGGCAAAAAAUGUAAAGUCGUCG